This is a messenger RNA of Anopheles maculipalpis, 1901 nucleotides long. It is a transcript of the gene Mgat4a, whose product is annotated as alpha-1,3-mannosyl-glycoprotein 4-beta-N-acetylglucosaminyltransferase A. Bases 105 to 1808 code for a protein of 567 amino acids. Gene Ontology annotation, molecular function: acetylglucosaminyltransferase activity. Gene Ontology annotation, cellular component: endoplasmic reticulum-Golgi intermediate compartment; endoplasmic reticulum; Golgi stack. Gene Ontology annotation, biological process: protein N-linked glycosylation. The transcript is spliced from 6 exons. Lineage: Eukaryota; Metazoa; Arthropoda; Insecta; Diptera; Culicidae. The record is from RefSeq and is a predicted model, not a curated record.
CACAAACCAUGCAAUGAAACGGCGCGAAUCUUUUUGUACCAGUAGAAAUAGAAAGCUUCACGUAGUAGUUGCCUGAAUGUGAUAAUAUUAUCUUACCGGAAACCAUGAAAAUGGGACUAAGCACCUCUUCCAUGCGCAGGCGUGGGUGCCUUUACGGCAUAGUGCUCGUGCUAAUACCGUGCACCGUACUGAUCGUGGUGAUCGGCACCGACUACACCUCCGAACAGUCGAUGUCGCAACGUAUGGCCGAGUUUCAGAUGCGCAUGCAGUACCUAGAAUCCAUGUACCGCACCAAACAGGAAGAUGUGGCCAUCCUCUCGCAAUAUCUACGGCUGGCCGCACUAAACGGAGCCACCGUGUCUGGCGGUACCAGCGCCACGGACGGUGCGAACGUUUCGCUCGCCAAUUUGGAUAUGCUCGAAGGUUUAAGUCCCGAUUCACGAUCGCUCAUCCGGAAUGUUACAUCGACGAGCCGGUUGGCAGAAAGUUUAAAGCUACCGACGGCGUUCCAUUUUCUGCCCCACCUGCUGGACGAUUCGGCAUCCUUACAGCCCAGCUACAUCGAAAGCAAGAAACGCCAGGGAGUGUCGAUCGUGCUCGGCAUCCCGACGGUCAAGCGUGACAAGCAAUCGUAUCUCGUCGAAACGAUCGACAAUCUCAUCUCGAACAUGGACGAGGAGGAACAGAAUGACACGAUGAUCGUCGUGUACGUGGGUGAAACGGAUCUAGAGUAUGUGAAAACGGUGGCCCAUCAGAUACGGACACGCUUUGCUAGCUACAUCGAUAGUGGCUUUCUGGAGAUUAUUGCACCGGCCGCUUCGUACUAUCCGAACAUGAACAAUCUCCGGCAAACGUUGAACGAUUCGCAGGAACGGGUACGGUGGCGAUCGAAACAGAAUCUCGACUUUGCCUUCCUGAUGGCGUACGCACAACCGAAGGGUGCCUUCUAUCUGCAGCUCGAGGACGAUAUACUCACGAAGAAGGGGUUUGUGACGAUAAUGAAAAACUUUGCGCUAGAGAAAACGGCCAAAAAGGAGCACGCGAACUGGUUUGUGCUUGAUUUUUGCCAGCUAGGUUUCAUAGGAAAAAUGUUCAAGUCUGCCGAUCUGCCUUGGUUAAUAACAUUCUUCCAAAUGUUUUUCAACGAUAAACCAGUCGACUGGUUGCUGUACCAUUUGAUCUACACGAAGGUGUGCAGUGUGGAGAAAGAUGGAAAAAGUUGCAAGCAAGAAAUGUCCAAACUAUGGAUCCAUUAUAAACCAUCCCUGUUUCAACACAUUGGAACACAAUCGUCACUCAAGGGCAAGGUGCAAAAGCUGAAGGACAAGCAGUUCGGUAAGAUACCCAACUUUCAUCCACAUCGCAAUCCCCCGGCCGUAGUACGGACCGGGAUACAGCCCUACAAAUCGUAUACGCUGCAGAAAGCGUACUCGGGCGAUAGCUUCUUCUGGGGGCUAAUGCCACAGCCUGGUGAUCUGAUUGAAUUUAAAUUCAAACAACCAACUACUGUACGAAGAUAUCUUUUUCGAAGCGGCAACUUCGAACAACCUUCUGACCGGUUCUACAACACCACGGUGGAAGUGCUGCCAGCUAGUGGGAAUGGAUCGGCCAUCAGUGCCACGCUACCGUUCAACGUUACCAAGGAUGGGUUUCUCGUGGUGGGCAGUUUCAACAACUACGGCAUAGCGGACGGUGUUAUCGAUCCAAAAAUUGGCAAACUGAAAGAGCUUCGUCUGCACGUGAAUAGUGACAGCCAGAACUGGGUUAUACUACGGGAGAUCUAUCUGCAAAGCAAUAGCGUUCGGUGACAGAAACACUAUCGAAUGUUGGAUCCGUUCGGGACGAGCGAUAUGAAAUCGAGAGCGGCGCGAGCGCUGGCCGUGGCCACUGGCAAACAGCAG